Messenger RNA from Artibeus jamaicensis (Jamaican fruit-eating bat), 1365 nucleotides. RefSeq names its product testis-specific serine/threonine-protein kinase 1-like. The coding region runs from base 253 to 1365 and encodes 370 amino acids. Gene Ontology annotation, biological process: protein phosphorylation; microtubule cytoskeleton organization; intracellular signal transduction. Gene Ontology annotation, cellular component: cytoplasm. The transcript has a single exon. The record is from RefSeq and is a predicted model, not a curated record. NCBI's taxonomy places the organism in Eukaryota, Metazoa, Chordata, Mammalia, Chiroptera, Phyllostomidae. Gene Ontology annotation, molecular function: tau-protein kinase activity; ATP binding; protein serine/threonine kinase activity.
GGGUUCUGAGUCCAAGUGGCUUAAGCCAGAGCCACAUUCCCUAGGGAUUCCUUUAUGACUUCACCCACUGAAGUCGCUUGGGAAACAAUGCUGAACGUUCCACCCCAGAGUCUGGGCCUCUAAGGAGGCAGGGACAGCAGGCAAGGCCAGCCCAGAGGACUCUCUGUUCAGAGUGUAAAUGAAGACACUGCUGGCCCAUGUCUCGCAAGGAUGUAGAGGGCAGCCUCAGAGGCACUGGGUGCUCCUGGCACCAUGGAUGAUGCUGCCAUCCUCAAGCGACGAGGCUACAUCAUGGGAAUAAAUUUGGGAGAGGGCUCAUAUGCAAAAGUCAAAUCCGCUUACUCUGAGCGCCUAAAGUUCAACGUGGCAGUCAAGAUCAUCGACCGCAAGAAAGCCCCCACAGACUUCUUGGAGAAAUUCCUUCCCCGGGAAAUUGAGAUUCUAACCAUGCUAAACCACCGCUUCAUCAUCAAGACCUAUGAGAUCUUCGAGACAUCGGAUGGCAGGAUUUAUAUCAUCAUGGAGCUUGGGGUCCAGGGUGACCUCCUUGAAUUCAUCAAAACCCGGGGAGCUCUGCAUGAAGAUGACGCUCGCAAGAAGUUCCACCAGCUCUCCUCAGCCGUCAAGUACUGCCAUGACCUGGACAUUGUCCACCGAGACCUCAAGUGCGAGAACCUUCUCCUUGACAAAGACUUCAACAUCAAGCUGUCUGACUUUGGUUUCUCUAAGCGCUGCCUGAGGGAUGACAGUGGCCGAAUGACACUGAGCAAGACCUUCUGUGGGUCAGCGGCAUACGCAGCCCCCGAGGUCCUGCAGGGCAUCCCCUACCAGCCCAAGGUCUAUGACAUCUGGAGCCUGGGCGUGAUCCUCUACAUCAUGGUCUGUGGCUCUAUGCCCUACGAUGACUCCAAUAUCAAGAAGAUGCUGCGCAUCCAGAAGGAGCACCGCAUCGACUUCCCUCGCUCCAAGAAACUGACAAGUGAGUGCAAGGAUCUCAUCUACCGCAUCCUGCAACCAGAUGUCAACCGGCGGCUGCGCAUUGAUGAGAUCCUCAGCCAUGGCUGGGUGCAGCCUAAGGCCCGGGGUCUGUUCUCUGCAGCUAUCAACAAAGAGGGGGAGACCUCCCAGGAAACUGAGCCCUCAAGGACCUCUGAGCCUGUCUCUGACAAGAAGUCUGUCACCAAGCUGGAGCCCCAGGAAGAGGCACAGCCUGAAGUGAAGCAGGAGUCAAAACCGGAAGAGAAGACGCUGCAAGUGCAGGUGUCAAGGCCUUUGGAGACCACCAGCCUUGCCCUGUUAGGCAAGCAGCCAAACAAGGAGACAGUAGAAGAGGGCUCCCCAAAGCCUUCGGAGACACAUAGCUAG